AUGGAUUAAGACCAAGAGAUAAAAAUGAAAAUAAGGUCACAUUCUGUAGAGAGAGAGAAAACCGAAAGCUAAUCAUAGUUUACAGAUGAAAUCGAAGAUGAUAAAAUCGUUAUUAUUGGAGUUUGCUGCAUGGCUAAAAAGUCUCAAUCAAAGGAAAUGCAAGAAAUUCUGAAUCGCAUAAAUCCUGAGUUUUUCAAAAUCGAGAUAUUUUCAGAGUAAAUGAUUCUGGAAGAUCCAAUAGAAUCUUGGCCAAUAGUUGAAACACUUAUAAGCUUUUAUUCAGACGGAUUCCCUUUGAAUAAGGCCAUAGCCUAUGUUGAUUUGAGAAAGCCAUUUAUCAUAAAUGAUCUUAAGAAAUAACAACUUCUAUGGGAUAGGGAGAGAGUCUAUACAUUAUUAAAGAAAAACAAAGUGCCAGUACCUAAACAUUAUUUCGUGUUUAAAAAUCCGAAUAAAUAUAUUAUUGAUGAUUAUAAUAGAAAAGAAAUUGAAAAGAAGUGUAAGCCAAGAAAGAAUGACUAGGAGAUAAUUGAGGAGGAAGACAAUGUUGAUAGUGUUAUAAGUUUUUUAUAGAAUGAGGAUUCCUCCUAACAUUUAAAAUCAGUCUAGACAGCCAAAUAAUUAUCGGAAUUACUAUUGCCUCCAAGAUAGGACACUAUGGAAGAUAAAAAUAAAAAUAAGAUGAAAUAGGGAAUGAGAUCUUACGAUGCUAGAUCGUUAUCAGCUGUAAUUGAUAUCAAGAAGGAUAAUAAGGAUCUCUAGAUUACGAAGAUUGAGGAAUGUGAUGAUUAUUUAUUAAUAAAUGGACAGAAAUUAGUUAAGCCUUUUGUGGAAAAGCCAUUUGAUGCUGAAGAUCAUAAUAUUUACAUUUAUUAUAACUCAAGAGAUGGAGGCGGAUGUAAGAAGCUGUUUAGAAAGGUUGGUAAUUAGAGUAGUAUAUUUGAUCCAGCUUAGAAUAGCAUUAGGAAUGAUAAUGAAAACUAUAUUUAUGAAGUAUUCUUGCCAACAAAUGGUUUCGAUAUUAAAGUCUAUACUGUAGGAGAGUUUUAUGCACAUGCAGAAGCUAGAAAAAGUCCAGUAUUGGAUGGUAAGGUUGUUAGAUCAUAAAAUGGAAAGGAAAUGAGAUAUCCUGUUUGUUUGACAAUGGAAGAGAAGAUGAUGGCUAUAAAGAUUGUGAAUAUAUUCGGAUAAAAUAUAUGUGGAUUCGAUUUAUUGAGAAGUAAUAAUAAAUCAUAUGUGUGUGAUGUGAAUGGGUGGUCUUUUGUUAAAGGAAAUGCAAAGUAUUAUUAAGAUUGUGCCACCAUUUUAUAGAAUAUGAUUUUGGCUAAGUUAAGACCUACAUUAUUGUAGAAACAAAUUUCUGAUAUCAAUUUAGUUAAGGGAUUCUACAAGAACUCUUUUCGACCAAGUUCAAAAGACAUAGAUAGCAAAGAAUAGAAUUCUGAAUUAAGAUCUGUGGUGGCAGUAUUUAGACAUGGAGAUAGAACACCUAAGUAAAAAAUGAAGAUGAGAACUUCCAAUGUAUUGUUUCUCUCUUUUUUUGAUGAAGUAGUUGAUCCAUCUAAAGAAAUUAAAUUGAAGCAUCCAAAAUAACUAUUAAAAUUACUUAAUUUAACUAGGGAAUGUAUUGCCAAGACUUCUUGUAGAGAUAAUAUUAUUAAACUGCUCCAAAUGAAGUCAGUUCUUGAAUUAGGAGGACACUUUGAAGGCAUCAAUAGGAAAGUCUAAAUUAAACCACUAAAAACCUAAAAAAUAGACAAGAAUGGUUCGAUUGUUGAUUUCCCAGUUGAAGUCUUGUUAAUUUUAAAGUGGGGUGGAGAAUUGACCUAAUUAGGUGAGGAACACGCUGCUAGAUUAGGCAAAAUAUUUAGACAUGACAUGUAUCCUACAGAGAAAGAUGGGCUACUUAGAUUGCAUUCCACCUAUAGACAUGACUUAAAGACAUUCUCAUCAGAUGAAGGCAGAUGCCAAUACACUGCAGCAGCCUUUUUAAAAGGAUUGCUAGGUUAUGAAGGAGAGGUGACUCCUAUCUUAGCUACUAUGGUUUAGAAGAAUGAGGUUGCCCAAGACUUGUUAGAUUGCAAUAAUUUAGAAAUAGAGGAAGAAGCAGAAAUCAAAAACAUUCUCUAAAAGAUGUUAACAAGUGAUGAGGAUAUGUUGACAUAGAUUUACUAGCACUUUCCGGAUUGUAUUAUGACUUCAACAUAACAUGAUCUAAUCAGUAAGUUUAAAAGUCCGAAGUCAAUGCUUAUAUAAUUACACACUUACAUUAAGUAACUAACCAAAAAUAUAAGGUAAAUUUAGAAUAAAAUAAUUAGACAUCACAUCCAUUUGGAUAAAAACUAUUAUAUAACUCCUAGUGAUAUGGAACAAGGAGCUUAAACUAUGUUUGAAUCAGAAAAUCUAACUUUAUUCUUCAAAAGAUGGUACAAAUUAGAAUAUGAUUUCUUGCAAAAGGAUAAAUUCAACAUUUCCAAAAUCCCAGAUAUUUAUGACAGUGUCAAAUAUGAUAUGCUUCACAAUUAGGAUAAAUUAUAGUUUUAUGAAAACUCAAAGGAAUUUUAUUGCUUAGCUGAAUUGCUUAGCCAUUUUAUGGUUCCAUUCGAAUAUGGAAUCACUACUAAAUAGAAGCUAUCCAUAGCCAAACGUGUUGUUGGUCCUUUGUGUAAUAAAAUUAAAUAAGAUCUCUUAUGGUGGAAUAAACCGGAAUCAAAAAACCAACAACAAGAAGAAGAUUAUUGGAAGUUCAGAUAAACUGAUGAAAGUGAUUUGAAUAGUCCAUGGAGACAUGUGAGAACUAGAUUAUAUUUCACAUCUGCUUCUCAUUUGUACUCUUUGUUUAACAUCCUAUAUUAUGGAUUAGGUCAUUACUUAAUAGAAGAUGAAUUCAAGUAAAAACAAUUGUAACAAAUAUUAAUGCUGUAAUAUCUGUCAAAUAUUGUUAUAAAACUCUAUGAAGAUUUGUCUUCUGAGAAAGGAGAUCCUAAUAGAUUUAGAAUAGAAUUAAGUGUUUCUGAUGGAAUUCAAAUGUCUUUUCCAAUCGACAAAAAUAUGCCGUCCAAAAGUGACAAUAUUCACAUCAACUAAUCAUUAAGAUUGGAUUAAUUGGAGGAUUUCCUUAAUCAAAUCAUUGACUGCGCUUUUGGGGAUGAUGUUCAAUCUUAAUGA
Paramecium tetraurelia is the source of this 3168-nucleotide messenger RNA. RefSeq lists its product as uncharacterized. Gene Ontology annotation, biological process: inositol phosphate biosynthetic process; inositol metabolic process. Lineage: Eukaryota; Ciliophora; Oligohymenophorea; Peniculida; Parameciidae. The transcript is spliced from 2 exons. The record is from RefSeq and is a predicted model, not a curated record. Gene Ontology annotation, molecular function: inositol hexakisphosphate kinase activity; 5-diphosphoinositol pentakisphosphate 1-kinase activity; diphosphoinositol pentakisphosphate kinase activity.